Danio aesculapii is the source of this 485-nucleotide messenger RNA. RefSeq names its product glycoprotein hormone subunit alpha 2 (gene gpha2). Gene Ontology annotation, biological process: cell surface receptor signaling pathway. Gene Ontology annotation, molecular function: hormone receptor binding. Lineage: Eukaryota; Metazoa; Chordata; Actinopteri; Cypriniformes; Danionidae. The record is from RefSeq and is a predicted model, not a curated record.
ACUGACAAGAGGGGGACAUGUCGAGGAACCCAACUGGUACGCGUGUGUGGAUACUGCGAGUCCAGCGCUUUCCCCUCGCGGUACUCGGUUCUGCUCGCGUCAAACUUCACCCACAACAUCACCUCCGCCUCCCGCUGCUGCACCAUCAGCAAAGACGCCAAGGUUAAAAUUCGUCUUUACUGUUCUCGAGGGCGCCAUCAUGCUGAUAUGGAGAUGCUGACGGCGCGGGCCUGUCGCUGCAGCAUGUGCCACAAAUCCCGAUACUGAGACUCAAAUAACGACGAAGAAUGAUGUACAAUUAUGAAAGUAUGCGGUUUUGAUUUAAAUUUCAGAUUUUACAGCUUUUAUUAGUCUUUGCAUACAUUUUUUUUUACUUAUUUCAUUUCAUUAAAUACACUUGACUACAAUUGAGAAGUUUGGGGUUAUGAAGAUUUUUUAAAGAAACUAAUUAUAUUAGUUAAUGCAUUCAAUUAAAUGCAUUACAU